This is a messenger RNA of Styela clava, 1489 nucleotides long. RefSeq lists its product as uncharacterized. The record is from RefSeq and is a predicted model, not a curated record. NCBI's taxonomy places the organism in Eukaryota, Metazoa, Chordata, Ascidiacea, Stolidobranchia, Styelidae.
CGCCACGUGAAAAUAUAUUCACGAGAAGUUAGUAUAAGGUAAAUCGAGUUAGUAUCUAGGAGGUCUCGAGAAAGAUGUGGCAACCAAUCGGAAUACUCAUGUUCCUCUGUUCAUCAGGAGUGGUGUUGGCCCAAGAUAUGUCGAGCGAUGCCAUUCUGAAAACGGCGUAUUGUAUGUGCAAAUGCUGUGCAAAAGAUAAAAGUAGCUGUGUUCGACUCAGCUCGAGUGCAAACUACGAAUGCGGUGAAAGCAUGUGCAAUGAAAAUACAUGUGUUGUGUACGAGAAAGCAAGGUGCAAAUCGUUUUGCUUCUGCAAUAAAUGCAAAUCAGUACUUGAAAAAGACGAUCCGCGAUGUGCAACAAGAUUUCCACGUCCAGCAAAUUGCGAAUGCAAGGAAAAAAUUGAUUGUAAAAAACACAAAAAAAAACCGGAAAAACUUGAUAAAAUACUCAAAAACAAAGACGACCCAGAUUCUGAAUGUGCCAUUCCUUGCUACUGCAAAAAUUGUAAAGCCACAUUACCUCCUGAAAAUCUUAGAAUAUGUUUGGAAACGGAGGCACCUGAUUCACAUUGCAAAUGUGAAACCAUAAAAUGUCCCGGACCUGGAGUUAUAAAGAACUUGAAUAAGAUUCGGCAAGUGAGAAAGAAAAGGGAAGAAGAAAAAGACGAUAGUUUUAAUUUUUCAGAUGAAAUAGAUCUCAUUUUAGAUCCAGUAGAGUCCAAAGCUAUGAAAUGUCGGAUGAAAUGCCAAUGCAGUAUAUGCGCUGAUGCACACGACAACGUACAAGAAACGUGUGAAAGGUUACUGCCUAAACCUCCAAUUGAUUGUCCUGAAUGCGAUCCAGAUAAAGUUAACUGUCGCGAGAAUACAAUUGACGAGCAAUGUCGAGUUUAUUGUUUUUGCAAAAAAUGCAAGGACGAUUCUAGGAUCCCGUUCAAUUAUAAGAAAUCAUGCAUCGACGUAGUUAAUAAGCAGAUAGGUUGUCUCUGCGAAGGAAAGGGAGACGAUUGUGGCAUAAUAGAAAAAAUGUCUGAGAGAGGGACAGAAAGCUUCAAAACGACUAAGGAUAAAAAAAGAGCUAAAAAAGGGAAACUUAAAAAGAAAAAGCAGGACAGAGAUGAAUUAUAGUCAUUUUUGUUUUGAAUUAUUUAGUCAAUAAUUAGUCGAAAUACCGAUUAUUGCUACACACUUGAUAUGCCAGAUUACAUUGAAAUAUUUAUUGUAAAUCUUUGCAAAAAUCCUACACGCUUUUCACAAAUUAUACAAGUAUUAUUACAUUAGUCUAGGGAAUAUUUUGACGGAUGUAGUUAUUAUGAAUGCACUCAAGUCUGCACUAGUGACAAUAUAAAAUACCUCUGUGUGAAAGUUAUUUUUGUGGAGUAAGAAGUGUUGGCGGACUUCGAAUAUGUAUUGCCAGCAAAAUUUUAAAUUGCAUUGGUUUUGUAACUUUUUGUACUCACUAUAUUAAACGGGACUUUGAAAUUAUA